Baudoinia panamericana UAMH 10762 is the source of this 2622-nucleotide messenger RNA. RefSeq lists its product as uncharacterized. The coding region runs from base 1 to 2622 and encodes 873 amino acids. The record is from RefSeq and is a predicted model, not a curated record. The transcript is spliced from 4 exons. Gene Ontology annotation, molecular function: protein binding. NCBI's taxonomy places the organism in Eukaryota, Fungi, Ascomycota, Dothideomycetes, Mycosphaerellales, Teratosphaeriaceae.
AUGGCCGACACGCUUAUUGUCUGGUUGCGAAAAAGUCUGCCCGAGGAGAUCGCAACCCUCGUGGAACCGUAUAUUAGCCAAGUUGAGCGUGGCCAAUAUCAAGAAUUGCUGCAAUCCGACGAAGCGAGAAAGCUUUUCGGGCAUGACAGUGCACCGGACGGUGGUGAGGGAUCAUUGGACUUUCCCACUUGGAGCGACUUCAUCUUCCACAGGCUUGGCAUUCUGCUGGCCGACCGCUCAAGGCCGGACAAGCAGAUUGUGUACUUCUGUAUUGGCUAUGCCGCCUUGUCAGCAUUUGUGCAGUCAAACGUAACUGGCCCACCGUUGCCAUUUCUCUCAGCCAAGCUACUAUUUACGCCCGAUGUCGCUGACAGCACGUUGGCAACGAACAACGUUCGAGCCGCACUGGUGGCAAGUCUGGCCGUCGAUGGGAUUAGUGCUUACAGGUUAACGCCGAACGUCGAGUUGCUGUGCCUCGCUGAUGCAAUUAUGACCUGUCCGGCCAUCUUGAAAACUGUGGUGGUAGCGAGGUGGACUAAGAUGCGUGUGGCUUUCUUGCACCAGCGACUUCUCUCCGAACCGUCUUCGACCCUCCAAAACAUCAUCUACGAUGACCUAGACCUGCUCGCAGACGCAAUCCAUGACAAUGAAGGUCUGCCUGCGGCUGCUGAGCAGAUGCAAGUAGAACUGAUGCUUGAGCGGACAAGCAUCCAUCUCCAUCACGGUCUCGACAAGCUCGCCCUUCAAGAUCUGCAAGAGGUCAAGAAGCAGAGGUGCUUCGAAUAUGCACUGACGGGACGCUUGGGCAAGCGAACCCGAUACCAAGGCCAAGAUGUCAGUCAGCUUGUUGUCCUUGCCAAAAGCACUGACGCAAGUGGUGAUGCGCAAGCUGCAGGCACACCAACGACACCCUUGAAGCUUGAUCUGAACGAUGAUACUUUACUUGAGUCAAUCAGCUUCGCGGAGAAACCGUCGCCGGAUGCUUCACUACCAGAUACGACGAAUCUGCCUCCGGCAUUGCGCCAACUAGAUGCUGCAGCCCAGCCGCAACUGCACCCACUGGACUCUAUCGUUCUACUGUUGUUCGCGUCGUCCAUCACCAAUACUUCGCCUCAGCACGGCUUAACCCGCGAAGAGACGCUGCCUUAUGUGUCACGUGUGCUUGAUGGAGGUAGCUCCAACUGGCAAGUUUACACACAGGCGCUGUUGGUUCGCAGUCGUAUUGAGGGGUAUCGUUCACGGACCAUCGAGCGCGGCCUGUUACAGCUGCAAGCAUUGGUGGAUCAGAGCGCACCGAACACCGAGCGGCUUCGCUAUGUCUUUCAGCUAGCAACGCCUAUGCGAUGGGAGUUAGAAGCUGAGCUUGCGGCCCGAUGGGUGCAGCUCGGCGGCCUGCGCUCAGCGCUCGACAUUUAUGAACGGCUAGAAAUGUGGGCUGAAGCUGCAUUGUGCUGGGCGGCUACAGAGCGAGAAGACAAAGCAAAACGGAUUGUACGCAGGCAACUAUUCCAUGCCACAGCAGGCGCAACGACCGACGAGCACGUCGGCGAAGACGAGACGUGGGAAGGGUCGGAGAGGAUGCCUCCACCACCAGAUGCAGCCCGUCUGUACUGCAUCCUUGGCGAUCUCGACCAGUCCACGGAGAUGUAUCAGAAGGCUUGGGACGUCUCCGGCCAACGGUAUGCACGCGCUCAGCGCUUGCUUGGCCGGUAUUACUUAGCCAGACACGAUUAUGUCAAAGCUGCUGCAGCGUACAGCAAGAGCUUGACGAUCGAUCAGCUAAAUCAUGGAAGCUGGUUCGCGCUUGGCUGCUGUUUGUUGGAGCUGGCUGAGUUCGACAGGGCAGUCGAGGCUUUCUCACGAUGUCUCCAGCUUGACGAAACAGAUGCUGAAGCGUGGAGCAAUCUCGCUGCGAGUCUGUUACGCCUGGAACCAGGCGAUCCGCAGGAAUACCGUUCCGAUGCUCUGAAGGCGCUAAAGCGAGCGGCAGCCCUCAAGCAUGACUCGUACCGGAUAUGGGAGAACGUCCUUACUGUAGCCGCUUCUGUGCACCCGCCGGACUACGCCACUGCGCUUUCGGCGCAAAAGCGUCUGAUAGAUCUGCGCGGAGCGACUGACGGUGAAAGGUGCAUAGAUGAGCAAAUGUUGAGUUUGCUCGCUCAGCAGAUAAUCUCUUCCAACGACCGCUAUGACCCAGCGCAGCCGGGACUUGCAAGGCUGUUCGUGAAGAUGAUCGACGAGAAUGUCGUACCUUUGAUCACCGGCUCUCCGCAACUCUGGCACCUGGUAGCGAAGAUCGCACUCUGGCGCAACAAGCCCUUCUCCUCACUGGACGCCGAGGAGAAGGCGUGGCGAGUCGUAACCGCUCAACCUCGCUGGGAGGCUGAUGAACAAAAUUGGAACGCCGUCGUUGAUGCGACGGUCCGGCUGUGUAGUGCGUACGAGAGCUUAGGGCCCAUGGAGCGAACGGAGGGUAUGGGUGCCGGUGAGCUGGUGGCAAAAGACUGGAAGUUCAAGGCUAGGAGCGCAGUGAGAGGUAUACUUGGUAAGGGAAAGGCGGCGUGGGAGGGAACGGCAGGCUGGGAGAGGCUGCAAGCGGUGAUGGAAGAGCUGAAGCGAUGA